Molecule: messenger RNA, 5760 nt
Organism: Austrofundulus limnaeus
Lineage: Eukaryota; Metazoa; Chordata; Actinopteri; Cyprinodontiformes; Rivulidae
Gene: ncam1b
Product: neural cell adhesion molecule 1b
Exons: 24
Coding region: 240-3911 (1223 amino acids)
Biological process (GO): axon guidance; homophilic cell-cell adhesion; dendrite self-avoidance
Cellular component (GO): plasma membrane; axon
Molecular function (GO): cell-cell adhesion mediator activity
Source: RefSeq, a predicted model, not a curated record
CACUGGCGCUCAGCAUCAUCAUCAUCAUCAUCACCAUCCCUGGCUGUCUGUGACCGCUGUUUGUCAUCAAAGACGCUGCCGACUGACUGACACUUUUAAGCGUCGAGCUCACGUAUUAAAGAUUAGGAUGAACAGUUGCUGAGAGAGGAGGAAAAGCCGGGGAGCAGCUGUUACAGUAGGGACAGAGAUUUAAACCUUAGCUAACGCCGUCUACGGUCACGUUACUCGGGGAGUUAAAGAUGGUCCAGUCCGGGGAUGUUUUUUUAGCCUUGCUUCUCGUUGGCUGCACAGUUUCACUGGAAGUUCAGAUCACACCAACACAUGGUGAGAUUAGUCUUGGUGAGUCCAAAUUCUUCAUGUGUGACGUUGUAGGUGUUGCCAAACACAUAGACUGGUUUGGUCCAAGUGGGGACAGAAUAGAGCCGAAUAGAGCAGAGCUGACGGUGACCCGCAACGAUGAGUCAUCUUCCACCCUCACAAUUUAUAAAGCGGGGACUGAAGAUGCUGGGACAUACAAGUGUGUCGCUACCAGUGGAGACCAGCAAGGCGAGGCAACUGUCAAAGUGAAAAUCUUUCAAAGAAUAACUUUCACAAAUGCACCCUCUCCUCAAGAGUUUAAUGAAGGAGACAAUGCCAACAUAAUUUGUGAUGUCAUCAGUUCGCCUCCACCCACUGUCUUCUGGAAAUAUAAAGGGGCCAAAAUACAGAUGGAAAAAGAUGUACGUUUUAAGGUACUCAACAAUAAUCACCUUCAAAUCCGUAGCAUAAAGAAGACCGAUGAAGGCUUGUACAUGUGUGAGGCUCGYCUCAUGGCCCGCGGCGAGAUUGAUCUACGUGCCAUCGAUGUUGUUGUGAAUGUGCUACCGACCAUCAGGAUAUGGCAGACAGAAGUAAAUUCCACUGCAGAUGUUGGUCAGCCUGCCAUGCUGACUUGUGCUGUUGAUGGCUAUCCUGAACCCAUGGUGACCUGGACAAGGAAUGGGGUCAAACUUGAGGAUGAAGAGAAGUACGGUUUUAAUGAUGAUGGUUCAGAACUGACGAUAAUGGAUGUUUCCAAACUGGACGAAGGAGAGUACACCUGCAUUGCCAAAAACAAGGCGGGAGAAAGUGAAAAAGAGCUCAGCCUGAGAGUGUUUGUAAAACCCAAGAUCACAUACAUUGUAAACCAGACCACUUCAGAGAUGGAGGAGCAGGUAACACUGACAUGCGAGGCAACAGGAGAUCCAACGCCUACCAUAAGCUGGAGCUACGGAGAGCACACCUUCACCGAGGGCGAGCAGGCACAUCUAAACAGGAUCUAUCAGGCGUCAUGGACUCGGCCUGAGCAACACAAGAGCCUGGAUGGAAAUGUUGUAGUGAGGAGUGAUGCUCGGGUGUCCUCCCUCACCGUGAAGUACGUCAAGUACACAGAUGCUGGUCAGUACCUCUGCACCGCGCGCAGUGCCAUUGGAGAAGACGAACAAUCRGUUUAUCUGGAGGUUCGAUAUACUCCUAAGAUCCAUGGGACAGUUGCAGUGUAUACCUGGGAAGGAAAUCCUGUCAAUAUCAGCUGUGAAGUCAAAGCUUUUCCCAGUGAUGUGUCUAUCAUUUGGCUGAGAGAUGGACUGCAGCUUCCCAACUCAAACAGCACCAACAUCAAGAUCUUCAGAACUCCCUUAUCCAGCUUCCUGCAGAUUACCCCUGAGUCUGAAAAUGAUUUUGGAAGCUAUAACUGCACCGCCUCAAACGAUAUGGGCACAGAGUCCAAGGAGUUCCUGCUCAUUCAGGCUGAGGUUCCAUCAGCUCCAUUCAUUGAUGAAGUGAGACCCUUUUCCACCACUGCACUCAUCCAGUUUGGGGAGCCAGAAUCCACCGGAGGCGUUCCUGUUCUGAAAUACAGAGCAGAGUGGAGGACUCAGGGAAGAGGAGGCUGGAUGAAGAGAGUCUACGAGAUUCCAGAUGGUUUGAACAAUGAGGUGACAAUAACAGGCUUGAAGCCAGACUCCAGCUACGAAGUAAAGUUAGCAGCCAUUAACGGGAAGGGUGAAGGAGAAAGCAGCCCUGCUGAGUUCUUCAAGACAGAGCCUGUUCGUUCAACUUACAAAACUGGUAUUUCUCAUGUUUCUGCUGAAGAAGGAAAUCCCAAUCCUCCUAAACUGGAAGGGUCACUGCAGCCUACAGGAAACUCCCUCAAAGUGAGCUGGAUUAAGCAGGAUGAUGGCGGCUCUCCCAUCUUACACUAUCUCAUUCGCUAUAAACCCAUGCAGGCAACAGAGUGGAAACCUGAGAUCCGGCUGCCCAGUGGCAGUGAGCAUGUGGUUCUCAGGGGGUUGGACUGGGACACAGAAUAUAACGUCUACGUGGUGGCAGAGAAUCAGAAAGGGAAGUCCCAGCCUGCAACCAUGUCCGUCAGAACAUCCWCAAAGCCAGAGGCCAUCCCAGCAGAUUUGGGUGAUGAAGGAGCGCUCUCCAUGGGCACCAUGCUCUGGGCAGGGAUCCUUGUUGUGGGAUUUGUACUCCUGCUGCUGGCUGUGGACGUCACUUGUUACUUUGUCAACAAAUGUGGCCUUAUCAUGUGCCUCUGUGGCAAAUCGGGCACGGGGACGAAAGGGCACCACUUGGAGGAGGGCAAAGCAGCUUUUGUGAAAGAUGAGUCCAAAGAGCCAAUCGUAGAAGUCAGAACAGAAGACGAGUGCACAGCCAAUCACAACGCAGCAGGACCGAUGGAACCAAAUGAAACCACACCUCUCACAAAGCCAGAGCUGGUGGCUUCUCUGGCACUGGACACCCCCUCCUCCGUAGCCACCAACUCUGACACAGCCACCGCAACAAACGAUCCUGCUCAGGAAAGCCCCUCUAGCGAGACCACUACCCUCACUUGCAGCCUGUCCACUCUGGCCAACGAGCCCUCACCCACCCCUCUCGCUGCUCCGGCCCCGACCCCAGAAUCCAACACGGCCCCCACAACUCCGGUCAUCUCCUCGACUGCUGUAGAGGCCAAAAUGGCCCCCUUACUCGAAGAAAGACGAAGUAACACCUCAGAGGAGCAGGAGAAAAUAACCAAUCCUCCUCGUAGCCCUGAACAGCCCAGACCUCAAAAAUCUGGAACACCAAUACCACCGAAGCGCAGACACUCUCCUAAGCUUGCUGCUCUGAAUGCUAAAAGUAGCCCCCCUGUCUCCCCCCUCGCUCUAUCUUCUGCAUCUUCCCCAACCACUCCGGACACCAAGAGACCUGCUCCGAGCCCCCCAGUCACUAAGCUCACCACACAGCCAAACCCUGCAGUCCUAAACACAGAGACACCGGCACAAACUGCUCCCACUCCAGCAAAUACCGCCCCCCCAAAACCAGACCCAGAUUAUAAAGCUGACGCUCCAGAUUCACGCAGCUUCACUGACUUCGACACAAACGGUCCUGCUGAGUCACCUGUAGAUAACGUUUCCACGACAAAACCUGCUGCGAGUUCAGAAACCACCAGUGCUGUUGAGCGUCUGGAUGUUGAAAACCCCUCUUCUUUAGUGGCAGAUGUUUCCCCACCUCUCCCCAUCACUCAGAUUUCCUCUGACCUCCUCACACCAGCGUCACACCUGUACGACCUAACAGCUCCAAGCGUAGAGCUCAAAAACACACAUUUAGAGUUAGAGCUGACAAACGGCACAGGAAGACCCUCCCGGCCCCCCUCAGACCUGAUUAGCUUAGAGAGCCCGCCCGCUGACCCUUCCUGGCCCAGUGGAGACGAAGCAGACCUCCCCCCCUCAGGCCCACUUGUGGAGGCUUCAGAGACUCUGGUCAAGACUGCGCCUCCUGUCAACGAUGAGAAGUUUUUUGCUGAUGAGAAAGGCAAACUGGAGGAGGGAGACUUACCAAAUACCCUGAUCACUACAGCACACAACAGUGUCAUACAGACAAAUACCACAGAGAGCAAAGUAUGAUGGGACCGGGCCAACGCAAGCCCGAUCUAAAGCAUUUCCCAGCACCAACCAGAGUAAAACACUGCACAGCUUCUUAUUUGUAGUGCUCUUAAACAACACUUUGAAAACAACACUGUUGUGUUUAUUGGUUAGAGUGCACUUUGACUCUGCUCCUCGUUUCCAUUCAUGAAAUGUUUAUCACACCCAAGGAACUUAUUUUUAAGUCAUAAGAGAUUUAUUUAAUUUUUUUAACUCGUUUUAUUUAACCGAUCAGGUACAGUUUCUGCUUAUAAGUAUCGCCUGAUAAAUCUUUAAAUCUCGACUCGUGCGCAGUUUGAGUUGCAUUUGCGCACAAGUACUGGAUUAUUAUGAGAAAUAUAAAUGUAAGAAAAAGGACUAUAUAUAAAUAUAUAAAUUAUUUUUCUUAUUUUAAUGUUGUACUGUGUGGGUUUGAAACUGUUGGCAUUAUUUUUGUUUAAGUUGGACAUUUUUGUGAGCUAGUCUCUAAAUAGCUUGUUCUGCAUGUCUGACCUGCAAGUGGUUGUAAAGUUUUUACGAAGUUUGUUUCAAAGAUUUGUUUUGUCCGUCGUGGAGAUUUUUUAAUCUCUGAUAUAUGCUGGCAUUGACAAAAGAGAAGCCCAAAUUCAGUGUCUAACUGUAAAGGAAGACAAAAGCCAGACUAUUCCACAGCAGGUGAAGGAAAAGACCAGGAAAUCCCUGCCGUACACAGAGAGAGUUCAGGAUAAGAUUUGGAUCAUUUUAAAGAUAAAAUUUAUUCAAUCUGUCACUGCCUUAUCUUAGAGCUGUUAAAACAAUUUGCUAAUAAAACUUGUCGAGCAGGUUUGAUCACAGAAAGACUACAAACUGCCAGCAGAACAGCAGAUUCUCAGCCAAGGGUCGAAGACCUCUGGAGUAACUGAAUGUUGUGCGAUAGAGAUAAAUUUACGCCUCGUGUGUUUUGGAGGUAAAAAACCACGACAGCCAGAGUUUGUCCUCAAUUUAAAUCAAAUCUCUGGUUCCGUAGUUUGGGUUGUAAUUUGAAGGGAAACGUCUGGAGAGCAUUUUGUACUAUUUAAAACUGACAAGGAUUUAUUUUCCAUUCCUGCCUGCAAAGCUUGUGCACCGUACCUGUGUGUCAGUAGAUCGUCUCGUCAUCAGUUUCUAUGAUAACCUGAAGAGCUUCGUCGUGAGGAAGCCUAUUUUUUAUUUGAUGUAUUAUUAGAAACAACAGUAUGAUAAGUGGACCGAUGUGGUCAUUAUAACACGUGUAGUGUAUAAAAACUGUCCGUCUCUGAUCACAGCACUAAAUAUUGCCAGCUGUAGUGAAGGAAGGUGUUUUUGGGCCUUGGCAUGAAUUCAGUCAGUAUAACUACAAGGCACGUAGAUGUGCCCGUGUUUGUAAGGGAGAAAACUGUUCUCAUAUUGAUUUCUGUGUGUUCCCUGCGGGGCUCGUUCUGGAAUAAUUACACACACUUUUCAUUUCUCUCCCCUUGUUGUUAUUCAAGUGUUCUGUAACGUGGUUUUUUUUGGAUUUCUUUUUGAGUUUUUCGUCUUUUUUGUAUAACAAGUCACUCACCAAGAGCAACUGCCUGACAGGUUCAGGGAAACUGAUGGCAGGAAACAAAGUGACCCACCUGCAAUAGAAGAACAAUUACUUUUUGUAAAGCUUUAGACAAUAGGUGUAAUGUUAAAGAGCUAAGAAGUGUAAAAGAACAAAACAUUUCACUCCUUGUACUCCCGUUCCCAGAACAUUUUACUCCUCCGUCUCUGGAUGCUCCUUUUGGUUUUAUUGGGUCGAACUCAGAAAAUAUUUGUUGUGUAUAGUCUGAGUGAUAACCCAUUUACAAAAUAAAAAUGGUUUUGAAUCUAA